This is a messenger RNA of Raphanus sativus (radish), 291 nucleotides long. RefSeq names its product inhibitor of trypsin and hageman factor. The coding region runs from base 1 to 291 and encodes 96 amino acids. Gene Ontology annotation, molecular function: serine-type endopeptidase inhibitor activity. The transcript is spliced from 2 exons. Gene Ontology annotation, biological process: response to wounding. The record is from RefSeq and is a predicted model, not a curated record. NCBI's taxonomy places the organism in Eukaryota, Viridiplantae, Streptophyta, Magnoliopsida, Brassicales, Brassicaceae.
AUGAAAAACAGUUGUCCAAUUCUUGGUCCCCAGUGUGACCUUUGUGAUUGUGCUGGUAGGGCAUGCCAGUCUCACUUCCCAGGAAUGAAGGUGGAGUGGCCAGAGCUAAAAGGAGUGAGUGGAAUCGAAGCGAAGAAAAAGAUAGAAAGUGAUAAUCCACAUGUGACUGCUUUUAUAUAUCCUCAAGAUAUAUAUCUACCAGCCAUAAACUGUUGUAACCGUGUUAUCGUCUAUGUUCCAAGCGAGGAUUGCCCUAACGGUCCAGUCACCAACAGUCCUGUUAUUGGAUAA